Molecule: messenger RNA, 1374 nt
Organism: Diutina rugosa
Lineage: Eukaryota; Fungi; Ascomycota; Pichiomycetes; Serinales; Debaryomycetaceae
Gene: HBR3
Product: rRNA-binding endoribonuclease
Exons: 1
Coding region: 1-1374 (457 amino acids)
Biological process (GO): ribosomal small subunit biogenesis; maturation of SSU-rRNA
Cellular component (GO): preribosome, small subunit precursor
Molecular function (GO): RNA endonuclease activity
Source: RefSeq, a predicted model, not a curated record
AUGGCUCCCGUGCAAACGCUUAUCCUCGAUGCUGGGCCCCUCAUCACCCAGCCGGCACUGGUGUUGAUGAAGCUCGGCGACGAGAUCUACACCACCCCGGGUGUCCGCGGUGAAUUGCGUGACGAACAAGUCCAGCGCCAACUUAUCAUCUGGGGCGAUCGGCUCAAAGUGCGCCAGCCCAAGCCGGAGUCGAUCCACCGGGUGACGGCGUUCGCCAAGCAGACGGGUGACUCCACCGUGCUUUCCCUUAACGAUAUCCACAUCAUCGCCUUAGCCUACGAGCUCGAUGUGGAGGCUCACGGCGGCGACGAUUCUCAUAUACGAUCGCACCCUACCGAACCUAAAGCAGGGCACAUCAUUCAACAAACUCCGCCACAACAAGAACAACAACAAGAACAAGCACAACUGACGGAAACUACUACUGAGCGUCAACUGGAACCAGUGGCCGAAGCUUCUACUGCUGGUGAACCGGCAACAGAAGAACCCAUUGAAGAUGACGAUGGUUUCCAAGUGGUGACCAAAAAGACUCGCAAUCGCCGUCAUCAUCGUAAACACCAGCCUCAACCUGAGCCUCAGCCUGAGCCUGAGCCUGAGCCUGUUGUUGAAGAAAUCCAGGCUGACGAAGUUCUCGAACACGUGGAACACCAAGAUGACGCUGGAGAAGUCGACUUUGAUGACGACGAAGGGUGGAUCACUCCGGACAAUAUCAACCAGGAAAUGCUUAAAGACGCCGCUGACGUCGUCGAGGAUGCCGCCCCGGCCGAGCCGUUGAAGUGUGCGUUGGCCACGGGUGACUUUGCCUGUCAAAACGUCGCCAUCCAAAUGGGGCUCACCCUCAUGAACUACUCGACGGGGAAACAGAUCCACCGCGUGAAAAACUUCAUGUACCGCUGCCACGCCUGUUUCAAGUUGACUCCAAUCCCUAAGGACGGCACCCCCAAGCACUUUUGCCCCAAAUGUGGUGGUGCCACUUUAAUGAGAUGUACCGUACUGGUGGACCUGGAGACGGGUAAAAUCACCCCUCACUUGAAGCGGAACUUCGUCUACAUCCGCCGUGGCGAACGCUACUCGAUGCCGUCGCCGCUCCUGAAGAUGUCGCAAAAGAAGGCCGGGCAACGGGGGUUCCAACACAACGAGGCCUCGAGACACCGCGCCGAGGGCGAACCGCUUUUGUUGCGUGAAGACCAGAAGGAGUACCAACAGGCACUCAAACACAACGAGUGGGAACGCCGACAACAGGAGAAAGCGAUGCAACAGUGGGUUGGCGGGGGCAGCGCCGACAACUACAUCUCGCCGUUUGCCCUGACCCAUACCCGUAACCAAGGGGUGCGUGUGGGCCGGGGGCGCCACCUGAACGCGAAGAAGAGAAAGUAA